UCGCGCGUGCAAGGUGCAUCUUGGACAUCUCGCCGCUACGCCGCGCCGCAACCGCGCCGCGCCCGCACCGCACCGCUACUUCACCAUUGUCAACUGCCGCUGCAGCAGCACAGUGCCUGCGUCUGCCCCCGCAUUGAUAAACGUCAACUAACAACGAUGGAAUUAUUCCUUUGGGUGCUUACGGUCAUUAAAAUUGCGCUGUGUAGAAUUUUGGAUCCAUUCUAUUGGCUUCUUUCGAAAUUGGAGACCACAGUUCCUCUUCAGCCGAUAAGGAACAACAUUCUGACUAUGAGUGCUUCACAGUUAGCUGCGAAAAUACGGACCGGUGAGAUCAGCUGUGAAGAAGUGAUGCAGCUUUAUAUUUUCCGAUGCAGAAGAGUAGAUAUGAAGUUGAAUGCAGUUGUCGAGAACAGAUAUGCUGCAGCAGUAGAAGAGGCUGAGAAAGUCGAUGCUCUGAUUGCUUCAAAUACAAAGACCAUUAAGGAAUUGGAAGAAGAACUGCCUUUACUUGGUGUGCCAAUAUCAGUUAAGGAGUGCUGUAAACUGAAAGGUAUGAGCUAUUCAGUGGGAUGCCGGAUCAGGGUUGGAAAGAAAGCAGAUAAGGAUGGAACAGCAGUAGAGCUGCUGCGGAAAUCAGGAGCGAUCCCUAUAGCUGUGACCAACCAGUCGGAGAUGUGCCUCUCCACGGAGACAUACAACUCUGUCUGUGGCCUUACGAGAAACCCUUACAACAUACAGCGUACUGUGGGUGGUGCUUCGGGUGGAGAGGCAGCCCUGGUGAGCUCAGCAGGAACGGUGGCUGGGAUUGGUUGUGACCUGUUUGGUUCUGUCCGCUGCCCUGCCAUGUUCACCAGCAUCUACGGCCACAGGCCUACACCAGGGAUCGUAUCUGUGGAGGGUCAUUACCCAGAAGAGAGCAGUGAACAGCUGACAGACCACCUUGUGUUGGGCCCCAUCACUCGGUACUCAGAAGACUUGCCACUGAUGAUGACAGUGAUGGCUGGCAACCAAGCAGCCAAACUUAAACUUCAUCAAAAGGUCAACCUGAAGGAUCUGAAAGUAUUUUACAUGACAGAAGCAGGAUCUUCCCUGAAUCUCCCAUCUGUGGAUGAGGAGAUCAAACUUGCCAUACAAAAAGCUGUCGACUACUUACAGACAACGUGCAAAUGUGGUGUUCAAAAGGCCGAAUUCACCGAAUUCAAGAACUCACAAGAAAUUAGUAGAGCUGUAUUGUUUAAUUUAAAGAACAUUCCAGAUGUCUUAAAUGAGAACAAAAGUAUAUAUUACAAGAAAAGCCAAGAUUUGUGGAAUGAAAUAUUGAAAAGUUUUAUUGGACAAUCUGCAUUUUCCUUGAUGGCUCUCACACACAGUUUUAUGAAUAUGAUCUACAAAAAGAUACCUGCAGAAAAAACUCAGUUAUACAUUCGGCAAAACGAAAAUCUCAAGGAAAAACUUAUUGAAGCCCUUGGAGAAGAUGGAGUACUUAUUUUACCCACGUAUCCUACAGCAGCACACUAUCACUACCAGUCACUCAUACGGAAGCCAGGUGACUGUUACUGUACGAUCAUCACUAGUCUCGGCUUACCGGCAACCAAUAUUCCGAUGGGUCUUAAUAAAAAGGGAUUACCUAUUGGAUUUCAGGUGAUUGCUGCUCCAUACCAAGAUCGUUUGUGUUUUGCUGUUGCCCAAGAGUUGGAGAGAGCGUUUGGUGGUUGGGUCCAGCCACCUUGCCUGCAGACACCCACAGACAGCUGAUAAUGUGCCACUGCUAUAUUCUUAUUUACCUGUCUCCUACAACAUCAUUUCCAUACUGGAAAAUAAUAAAAAUAUAAUGAUAACAACCUGAA
This is a messenger RNA of Homalodisca vitripennis (glassy-winged sharpshooter), 1847 nucleotides long. Its product is annotated as fatty-acid amide hydrolase 2-A-like. The transcript is spliced from 11 exons. The coding region runs from base 157 to 1755 and encodes 532 amino acids. The record is from RefSeq and is a predicted model, not a curated record. NCBI's taxonomy places the organism in Eukaryota, Metazoa, Arthropoda, Insecta, Hemiptera, Cicadellidae.